AUACUUGAUACUCCUCAAAUGAGUCCGUCCUACAUUGCCAUGACCAUGACCACUUUUCUCCUCCUCCUCAUCUCAGGCACGGAAGCUGUGAUCACCAAACAAACAAUCAUCAAACAAUUUUUAGCUACUCAUAACGCAGCCCGGUCUACUGUAGGUGUGCAGCCACUGACAUGGGAUGCACGUCUAGCGCGAUACGCUAAACAGUAUGCUAACCAGAGGCGUUGGGACUGCGCAUUGCAGCACUCGAAUGGGCCUUAUGGAGAGAACAUUUUCUGGGGGGGUGGCAGCGAGUGGACACCGGCUGAGGUUGUCGAAUUUUGGGUUUCAGAGCAGAAGUGGUACAACUACUCGUCCAACUCGUGUGCCCAGGGGCAGAUAUGCGGGCAUUACACCCAAGUUGUGUGGAAGACAACAAGAAGAGUUGGGUGUGCUAAGGUGGCUUGUUUUGGUGGCCGAGGUGUUUUCAUGACAUGCAACUAUGACCCUCCUGGGAAUUACAAUGGUCAGUGGCCUUAUUAA
Molecule: messenger RNA, 519 nt
Organism: Cornus florida
Lineage: Eukaryota; Viridiplantae; Streptophyta; Magnoliopsida; Cornales; Cornaceae
Product: pathogenesis-related protein PR-1-like
Exons: 1
Coding region: 19-519 (166 amino acids)
Cellular component (GO): extracellular region
Source: RefSeq, a predicted model, not a curated record